GAUUAUCGUUGCUUUGAUGUAAAAUAAACAUGUUAUUGAAUAAUUCUCAUAUGACGAUAAGCGAGUUUCGAAAAUCCUUCCCUACUUUCGUUUUGAAUUGUUGAAGGGGAAAUGCUGUCAGUUUUAGAAAAUCAGUAUGAGAGUUCGAAAGCAUUAUUUGACAGCCUACGUGUUUCAGCAUAACUUCAUUAUUUUGAUUUCUUUGCUGCAAAGUCAUUACGUUAUGGGAGUUUUGCCUUACCCACAGCUUAGAUUAUAUGCUGGUUCUCGGAAGGACAGUUGCCAAACAGGACAAUACUAUCACAAGGAUACAAAUGGAAGUGGAAAGUGCAGAAAGUGUUUCGUAUGUCCUAAAGGAUACACGGAGCAUUUGCCGUGUUCCAAGACUACCAACAGGUCUUGUAAACCAUGUGAAAUUGGGACUUCUUUUAGUGACAAACGCGGAGGAAUUUGCCGGAACUGCACUGAGUGUGAACGAGGUCAGUUUAUAAGAAGACAGUGUUUGCCUUAUAAAGAUACAAGGUGUAAAACCUGUCCUAAAGGAACUUAUUCGUUAGACGGAGAAAGUUUUGGGUGUAAAUUCUGCUCAGUUUGCAAAGAACAUGAAGAAGAAGUAUCGCUUUGUACUCCACUGCAGAAUCGAGUGUGUAGGUUAAAAGAAGAGGAUUAUUCCAACAUUACCAACCCUUGGGAUUCCGGAAUACCAGAAUACAGCACGGAUUUUAAUUUUGCCACACGACUCGUCCUCAUAGCUCUCUUAAUAUUUAUCUCUUGCACCUUCGUUAUCUUCUUGUUUGCAACUGUUUUACAAACAAUCAGCACUAGGUUCCCAAGUGUGAAGUGCUUCUUCAUUAUUUAGUGUAUAGACACGCAUACACAAAUGACUGUUCGGCUUUCAUAUACGUGAUAAGACAUAAAUACCCCUCAUAUCGUACAAAAAGCAUAAUACAAAAUAUAAAACAC
Messenger RNA from Mya arenaria, 963 nucleotides. Its product is annotated as tumor necrosis factor receptor superfamily member 16-like. NCBI's taxonomy places the organism in Eukaryota, Metazoa, Mollusca, Bivalvia, Myida, Myidae. The record is from RefSeq and is a predicted model, not a curated record. Gene Ontology annotation, molecular function: protein binding. The coding region runs from base 137 to 859 and encodes 240 amino acids. The transcript has 3 exons.